GAUCCACUUCCAGGGAGGUUGUAUGGGAGGAUAGCCUUCUUCUUCCAGCGGGGAAUUGGAUUUGCUGUCGACGUCCAGACCCAAGACGGUGAUCGCGUAGGCACACUCGAAAUGCCAUCCGAUCGCGCACAACUUUUGCCCAAACAAAAGCCCACCGACGAGCAUUACGGUUUUGUGUAUCUACCACAUCAGCAGGUCUCCAUGCCUGUCGUCACAUGCUUACUUUUAACCGGCCAACAUGGACUCAAACCCCUUUUGGUACAAAUGGUGUGUUGA
Molecule: messenger RNA, 276 nt
Organism: Protopolystoma xenopodis
Lineage: Eukaryota; Metazoa; Platyhelminthes; Monogenea; Polystomatidea; Polystomatidae
Source: the annotation of a GenBank genome assembly